AUGGUCUCGGCUACUACUACCGCCAGCAACUCCUCUGGGCUUGCACACUUUGACCCCCUUCGACUUGUUGACGUCGCAAAAGUCGAUCUUGUCAUGAAAACCCCUGGAUUCGACAGCUUCGAUCUUGAAGUUGAAUGUGAGAGGGAAGUGACGGGAUCAUUGGUCAAACCAAUACAAGCAAGACUCGACACACUUCGCGCUAAGCCUGGUCUGGUAACUGCGUACGCAAAGUUCACCAAUGUCCCACCAGAUGUGGCCAAACAGAAGCUUAUAAAGGGUUGCCGGUAA
Molecule: messenger RNA, 288 nt
Organism: Penicillium diatomitis
Lineage: Eukaryota; Fungi; Ascomycota; Eurotiomycetes; Eurotiales; Aspergillaceae
Exons: 2
Coding region: 1-288 (95 amino acids)
Source: RefSeq, a predicted model, not a curated record